AUGUCGAAUGAAGAUGCAAAAGAGGUAAAAGAAGGAUUACAAGAAGUUGCAUCAUCUGGUUUACUUUUAAAUUAUCCUCUAUUGGAUGUAAAAGCGACUUUAUUAGGGGGUAAAAGACAUGAAGUAGAUACUCAAUCAGGAGAUUUCAAAAAUGCCGCAAUUUUAGCUUUCCGAGGUGAUGGAGUAGCCGAAAAAGAAAAAAGAAUUCAAGAAUUAGGAGUAGUUUUAUUAGAACCAGUCAUGCAAAUAGAAGUAGUAGUUCCAAAAGAUUAUAUGGGAGAUAUUUUGGCUGACCUUGGUUCACGUCGUGCGAUAAUUGAAAAUACUGAGGAAAAAGAAGGCAAUGCCUAUAUCAGUGGCAAAACUCCAUUAAGGGAAAUCCUUAGUUAUUCGACUACUUUGCGACAAUUGACUAAGGGUCGAGGAGAAUAUUCAAUGCAUUUAUCUCACUAUCAAGAAGUUCCUAAAAGCAUUUUAGAAGAUAUAUUGAAAGAAGAAAAAUUAUAA
This is a messenger RNA of Funneliformis geosporum, 507 nucleotides long. The record is from the annotation of a GenBank genome assembly. Lineage: Eukaryota; Fungi; Glomeromycota; Glomeromycetes; Glomerales; Glomeraceae.